Poeciliopsis prolifica (blackstripe livebearer) is the source of this 749-nucleotide messenger RNA. Its product is annotated as ladderlectin-like. NCBI's taxonomy places the organism in Eukaryota, Metazoa, Chordata, Actinopteri, Cyprinodontiformes, Poeciliidae. The record is from RefSeq and is a predicted model, not a curated record. Gene Ontology annotation, molecular function: signaling receptor activity.
UCACACACCCAGUGAGGGUAUUUAAAGUCUGCACUUCCAUCCCUGAUCAUCCUGGUUCCAGGUCCUGCUGCUGAGACGACUUCACUGCUCACAACCCAAAGAACGAUGGCUUCAGUUCUUCAUGUCAUCUUUCUCAUCGGUCUGAGCUUCGCGUUCUGGACGACUGGUGACUGUUGCCCUGGUGGUUGGACUCAGUAUGGAAGUCGCUGUUUCUACUUUUGUAAUUACCGAGCUGACUGGGCGAACGCCGAGCGUUACUGCACAGCACUCGGUGCAAACCUGGCCUCCUUCCACAGUUACUAUGAGUACAUCUUCCUGAAGGACCUGGUCAGAACCAAGAAAGGAUCCUGGGAGAGAACCUGGAUCGGAGGCCAUGACGCCGUCAGGGAGAGUGUGUGGAUGUGGAGCGACGGGUCGUUCAACUACUGGCGGUGGGGCAGCGGGGAACCGAACGGAGGUGGCAGAGAAAACUGCAUGGAGAUCAACCUGAAAGGAUCUCAACAAUACAUCAACGAUGAAGGCUGCAGCAGAAAUAAUUACUUCAUCUGUGCUAAAAAAGCCUAACUUGAAGGUGACCUUGUGACCUUCUCACUGGUGAUGUCACUUCCUCCAGGACGUCAGGCCUCGAUGGCGUCGCUGCUGGAAGACACGGAUAAAUAAAGUCAAAUAAACUCAUGAAUAAACAGUUUUUUCCUGUCGUUUCAUUAAAGAUCGAAAGCUUUACAAUAAAAAGCUGUUUGUGGAAUAAA